Molecule: messenger RNA, 850 nt
Organism: Sodiomyces alkalinus F11
Lineage: Eukaryota; Fungi; Ascomycota; Sordariomycetes; Glomerellales; Plectosphaerellaceae
Exons: 1
Coding region: 55-690 (211 amino acids)
Source: RefSeq, a predicted model, not a curated record
CGUUGUCUGGCCUCUCCAAAAAUUUCUAAAUUGAGAUUGUCCCGAAAUUCCUUCAUGAAAGAUCGUUGCCUUGUCCUCGUUUUCGAAGCCCGAAAUGAACAACGACAUCUUCCAUUCCACCCAGUAACGCAGGGUACCUUUUUCGCUUCCUGGAACACACGACCUCCAUGCGAUCAAUGCAGUGCUCUUGCCCUACUCUCCCCAAAUCGUGAAGGGCAUCAAAGCAUGAUGGACCACCGUGGGGAAAGAAAGCGUUCCAAGGCCUCGGCUGUGCCGGGGAAUCGGCCCACCCGACGACAUGCCAUGCUGGUCCGGUCCAAGCACCAGAGGGCCUCUCCCCCAAAUCGAUCGACCCGGUCAUGCACGAUGCUUCCCCAAGGCGUGUCUCAGAUGCUUCCACAGAUUUGUUCUGCUUCAGCCAGGACUUGGCUUGGCCCAAGCCAGCCAUGUCAUGCUUCCCGGUCUUGCACCAUCUUUCGACUCACCUCCCUCAUUCCAGCCCUUGUUCUUUGCCUGCCUUUUCUUCUUUUUUUUUUGUUUCCUUUUUUGUUUCUUUUUUUCUUUUGUUUCUUUCUUUUUCCCCGCUUUCUUUUCUUCCUUUCUUCCCGCCCUCUCCGAUCUCGUCAAGGCGUGCACGAAUACCUGUACCGCACAGACCUGAGACGUCGAGUAGCAUUAGUAGCUACCUAGCUCGCAUAACGUGACGGUAGGUAUUAUCCUAGAAAAAGUCAUUGACGGGAUUACCUAUGUAGGCAUGGAUACAGCGUACAACGUAAGAGUCCGCUGGCCCGGAUCUCUUUGCAUCGGGCUUUUUCACGGCUAAAACGACAUGACACCCUGCUUAAUUACC